AUGGAUGGAAAACCAGCACGAUCAGUACCUUCAACAGAUUUUGAGAAAGAUGCUGUAAAACAUCUUUGUUUACUUACAGUGAAGCCUAUCAUAUAUGUAGCGAAUGUGGCAGAAUCUGAUCUAGCAGCGCCCGAAGAUAAUCCUCAUGUCGAAGAAGUGAUGAAUCUUGCGUCGGAGUUACAAUCUGGACUAGUAACAAUCUCAGCACAGGUUGAGUCACAGCUUACUGAACUUCCAUUGGAAGAAAGAACAGAAUAUUUGGAGUCUCUUGGUGUUGAUGAAAGUGGCCUUGGAAAUCUCAUUAGAACAACAUAUGGCCUUUUAGGACUGCGUACAUACUUCACAUCUGGUGAGAAGGAAACAAAGGCAUGGACCAUACUUGCAGGAAUGACUGCCCCUCAAGCUGCUGGAGUUAUUCAUUCUGACUUUGAGAAGGGUUUCAUCCGAGCAGAGACGGUUGCUUACAAUGAUUUUGUUGCCGCUGGUUCAUUUGCGGCUGCAAGGGAGAAAGGGCUU
Messenger RNA from Camellia sinensis, 516 nucleotides. RefSeq lists its product as uncharacterized. NCBI's taxonomy places the organism in Eukaryota, Viridiplantae, Streptophyta, Magnoliopsida, Ericales, Theaceae. Gene Ontology annotation, molecular function: ATP hydrolysis activity. The record is from RefSeq and is a predicted model, not a curated record. Gene Ontology annotation, cellular component: cytoplasm.